Molecule: messenger RNA, 2390 nt
Organism: Salvia hispanica
Lineage: Eukaryota; Viridiplantae; Streptophyta; Magnoliopsida; Lamiales; Lamiaceae
Product: polyadenylate-binding protein 2-like
Molecular function (GO): RNA binding
Source: RefSeq, a predicted model, not a curated record
GUUUACUGUUUAAACCGAGUGCGGUGCAGAUCAUUGCCCUCCCAAAAAACACCAAAAAUUUUCUCUCUCUAAAGCUUUCUAUUCUAUCCCAAAUUAUCCCCAAUUUUACCUACCCGAAACCCAAAAAAAGUUACCUGUUUUUCACUCCCAGCCUUUGCUUUUUUCUCUGUCAAUUCUCUCGAAUUAAUAACGACGAGAAGUAUAAAGUAAAAUCGAUAAUCUACCUGAAAUUCAAGUAAUGGCGCAGGUGCAACAUCCGAAUUCGGCAGCGCCGACCCCCAAUGGAGUCGCGGCGGCGUCUGGUGGUACCGCCCCGGAAGGACAGUUUCAGGCGACAUCUCUCUAUGUCGGGGACUUGGAUUUCAACGUAACGGACUCGCAGCUUUACGAUCUGUUCAAUUCGGUUGGGCAGGUUGUUUCGGUUAGGGUUUGCCGCGAUACUGGCUCUCACCGCAGUCUUGGCUAUGGUUAUGUCAACUAUAGCAACCCCCAGGAUGCUGCAAGAGCUUUGGAAUUAUUGAACUUCACCCCUCUCAAUAGCAAGCCAAUCCGCGUCAUGUAUUCUCACCGAGACCCAAGUGUUAGAAAAAGUGGAAUGGCCAAUAUCUUUAUCAAGAAUUUGGACAAAUCCAUUGAUAACAAAGCACUGCAUGACACUUUCUCUAGUUUUGGGAACAUCCUUUCGUGCAAGAUAGCAACAGACACCCAUGGUCAAUCUAAGGGUUAUGGAUUUGUGCAAUUUGAUACUGAAGAAGCCGCACAAAGUGCUAUCGAUAAGUUAAAUGGUAUGCUCAUAAAUGAUAAGCAAGUCUAUGUUGGGCAUUUCCAACGUAAGCAAGAGAGGACUACUACCCAGGAAAAUGCCAAGUUCAACAACGUGUUUGUGAAAAAUCUAGCUGAGUCCGCUACAGAUGAUGAUCUAAAAACAACUUUUGGUGAAUACGGUGUAAUCACUAGUGCAGUAGUGAUGAGGGAUGCUGAUGGAAAGUCGAGAUGUUUUGGAUUUGUCAAUUUUGAGCAGGCUGAUGAUGCUGCCAAGGCUGUUGAAGCUCUUAAUGGAAAGAAAUUUGAUGACAAGGAAUGGUAUGUUGGGAAAGCCCAGAAGAAGUCGGAGAGAGAGCAGGAACUUAAAAGUCGGUUUGAGCAGACUACCAGAGAAACUGUUGACAAAUUUCCUGGAGUUAAUUUAUAUGUUAAAAACAUAGAUGAUAGCAUUGAUGAUGACAAACUGAGAGAACUAUUUUCAGGUUUUGGUACCAUCACCUCUUGUAAGGUUAUGCGUGAUCCUAGUGGGAUAAGCAGAGGUUCUGGAUUUGUUGCCUUUUCAACACCAGAAGAAGCUUCCCGAGCUCUUGCUGAAAUGAAUGGGAAAAUUUUAAUUAGCAAGCCUCUUUAUGUUGCCUUGGCACAGCGCAAGGAAGACAGGAGAGCCAAAUUACAGGCCCAAUAUUUGCAAAUGAGGCCUGUAGCAAUGCCACCUUCUAUGGCUCCUCGUAUGCCUAUGUAUGCUCCUGGUGCACCUGGUAUGGGGCAGCAGCUAUUUUAUGGGCAAGCCCCUGCUAUUAUUCCUCCUCAGGCUGGCUUUGGUUAUCAGCAGCAGCUUGUUCCUGGACUACGUCCUGGGGGUGCUCCCGUGCCAUAUUCCUUUGUGCCACUAGUCCAACAGGGUCAGCAGGGCCAACGACCAGGUGGCAGACGAGGAGGUCCAGGGCAACAAAAUCAGCAACCUGUGCCAAUGAUGCAACAGCAGAUGAUACCAAGGGCAAGGAUGUAUAGGUACCCUGCUGGUCGUAAUGUGCCAGAUGCACCCAUUCCUGGUGUUGCUGGUGGAGUGCUUCCUGUUCCAUAUGACAUGGCUGGCAUACUUCCUCGCGAUGCUGCUAUUCCACAGCCUAUACCAAUUUCUGCUUUGGCUUCUUCCCUUGCAAAUGCAACACCUGAACAACAGAGGACGAUGUUGGGUGAGAACUUGUACCCACUUGUUGAUCAACUUGAGCACGAGCAUGCUGCGAAGGUUACAGGGAUGCUUCUGGAGAUGGACAAGACCGAGGUUCUUCAUUUGCUUGAGUCGCCUGAUGCUUUGAAAUCAAAGGUCUCCGAGGCAAUGGAUGUCCUGAGGAAUGUUCAGCAGGCUGGCGGCCCUGCCGACCAACUUGCUUCAUUGUCGCUCAACGACAACCUUGUUUCUUAAAAAUGAUGGUCUGAACCAACGUUUUGCUAGUGAAGGGUUUUAAAAUCUAGGAUUUUUGGAUUUGUGAUACUUUGCCUUUUGGUUUCCGAUUCCUUUUCUAUAACUUAAAAUAAUCUGUUCUGGGAUUUAAUUAGGUUAUUUGGAAGUUGAAUUUUAGUGUGAUUGCACUUUUCUAUCUAGUCGCACUUAAUUCUUAUUA